AUGGUUAAGGAAACAAAGUUGUAUGAUUUGCUUGGUGUUUCAUCUACAGCCAAUGACCAGGAGUUGAAAAAAGGUUAUAGGAAGGCUGCUUUGAAAUAUCAUCCAGAUAAACCCACUGGUGACACUGAAAAGUUUAAGGAAAUUUCGGAAGCUUUUGAAAUUUUAAGCGACCCGCAAAAGAGAGAAAUUUAUGACCAGUAUGGGUUAGAAGCGGCCAGAAAUGGUGGUCCAGCAUUUGGCGGAGCAGCUGGUGGUGCUGGCGGUUUUCCAGGUGGAGGCGCUCACGGCUUCUCUGGAGGCCAUGCGUUCACCAAUGAAGAUGCGUUCAAUAUCUUCUCAUCGUUCUUCGGUGGAAGCUCCCCGUUCAGUGCUGCUGGUGGCGCUGACGACGGAUUUAGUUUUUCAAGCUUCCCUGGCGGUGGCAGCGGCGGAACCAGAUUCAGCUCUGGUGGGUUCCCAGGUGGUAUGGCUGGCGGAAUGCCAGGCGGUAUGCCGGGUGGUAUGCCAGGUGGUAUGCCGGGUGGUAUGCCAGGUGGUAUGCCGGGUGGUAUGCCAGGUGGAUUCAGAUCGGGUUCUGCGUCACCCUCUCAAGUGGAGGAAGAAGUCGUCACUGUUAAUUUGCCAGUGAGCUUGGAAGAUUUGUGUACCGGCAAGAAAAAAUCAUUCAAGAUCGGGAGGAAAGGACCAAACGGCACGUCCGAGAAGACCCAAAUUGAUAUCCAAUUGAAGCCUGGCUGGAAAGCUGGGACCAAGAUCACAUACAAGAAUGAAGGUGAUUAUAACCCUCGCACCGGUGGCAGAAAAACCUUGCAAUUUGUUCUGCAGGAAAAAGCAAAUCCUUUGUUCAAGAGAGAUGGCGACAAUCUGAUCUAUACGCUCCCAUUGACGUUCAAAGAAUCGCUACUCGGUUUCUCCAAGACAGUUCAGACAAUUGAUGGCCGUACUCUACCAAUUUCCAGGGUUCAGCCAAUUCAACCCUCAGAAUGUUCAACAUACCCAGGUCAAGGUAUGCCUAUAACGAAGAAACCUGGCCAGAGAGGUGAUCUAAUUGUCAAAUACAAGGUCGAUUAUCCAAUUUCGCUAAAUGAUGCUCAAAAGCGUGCCAUUGAUGAGAACUUCUGA
This is a messenger RNA of Torulaspora globosa, 1122 nucleotides long. It is a transcript of the gene SIS1, whose product is annotated as type II HSP40 co-chaperone SIS1. Gene Ontology annotation, molecular function: protein-folding chaperone binding. The coding region runs from base 1 to 1122 and encodes 373 amino acids. NCBI's taxonomy places the organism in Eukaryota, Fungi, Ascomycota, Saccharomycetes, Saccharomycetales, Saccharomycetaceae. The transcript has a single exon. Gene Ontology annotation, cellular component: cytosol. Gene Ontology annotation, biological process: translational initiation. The record is from RefSeq and is a predicted model, not a curated record.